AUGGAUAGGAAUAGGAAAUUGUUAUUGACAGUGGGGUUGUUAUUCCAUUUCUUCUACCUAUGGUCCAUCUUUGACAUUUAUUUUGUGCUGCCGUUGGUUCACGGUAUGGACCACCAUGUGUCCACUUAUGAACCUCCAGCUAAGAGACUUUUUCUUAUUGUUGGUGACGGCCUCAGGGCAGACAAGACGUUUCAGAAAUUGACACACCCAAGAACAGGAGAGUACAAAUAUCUCGCACCUUAUUUGCGUAGUCUAGCCUUGAACAAUGGAACGUGGGGAAUAUCAAAUACUAGGAUGCCCACUGAAUCACGCCCGGGACACGUGGCCAUGAUUGCCGGCUUUUAUGAAGAUGUUUCGGCAGUCACCAAGGGUUGGAAAGAGAAUCCGGUGAACUUUGACUCGUUUUUCAACCAAUCAAGACAUACGUACUCAUUCGGUAGUCCCGAUAUUUUACCAAUGUUUGCCUAUGGUGAUGGCGUUGUGCCUGGGAGAAUUGAUGUUUGCAUGUACGCGCAUGAAUUUGAGGACUUCACCUCGAGUUCAAUAGAGUUGGAUUCUUUUGUUUUCAAACAUUUUGAUGAUCUUUUGACUAAUCUGACAACAAAUGCAACCUUGCAUGAUGAAUUACACCAGGAUGGAAACGUAUUUUUCUUGCAUUUGCUAGGCCCAGAUACAGCAGGUCAUGCUUAUCGUCCUUACUCUGCUGAAUAUUAUGAGAAUAUUGAAUAUAUUGACACCAUGUUGGAGAAAGUUGUGCCUCAAAUUAAUGAAUUUUUUGGCGAUGACAAAACUGCAUUUGUGUUUACUGCCGAUCACGGUAUGUCUGACUUUGGGUCCCAUGGAGAUGGUCACCCAGAUAACACUAGGACACCAUUAAUUGCUUGGGGUGCUGGUCUUAACAAGCCUGUUCAUUUGAAAGAUGUGCACCAUUUAGAGGCGCAAUUACUCAAGCAAGACCCAAUAAGAAGCGGAUUUGAGUCUACAUAUUUCGAUACCUGGGAAUUGGAUCAUUUGGUAAGGAAUGAUGUCAAUCAGGCGGACAUUGCCUCGUUGAUGGCAUAUUUAACAGGUGCUAAUUACCCAGCAAACUCAGUUGGAGAAUUGCCAUUGGGCUAUCUCGAUGCCACUCCGCAAAACAAAAUCAAGGGCCUUUAUGCAAAUGCUUUAGCCAUUGUUGAGCAGUAUAUUGUCAAGGAGAAGGAGGUUUACAGUCAUCAAUUCAAAUUCAAACCAUACGAGCCAUUUGAAGAGAAAACGAUUAAAGACUACCAGAAGGAGAUUGAGAGUAUGAUUGAGUUGCUUAAGGAGGCCCCUGAUCCAGAAGUUGAGAAGUUGGCUAUUGAAAUUACAGAAGAGUUGAUGAAGAAAACAUUGGCCGGGUUGAAUUAUUUGACCACUUAUAAUUGGGCCCUUCUUCGCUCUAUUGUGACAUUGGGCUUUUUUGGCUGGAUAGUGUAUUCCUUCAUUUUAUUUUUAAAGCUCUUCAUCUUGUCAAAGAGUGACUUGAAAAAAGUCAAGAGUCUGUACUCACCGGUGACAUUGGCAUCUUUUCUGGUGUUGGGAACAUCACUUGGGUAUUUGUUAUUCUAUCAAAGUUCUCCGAUCAACUACUACAUGUACACUGCUUUCCCGCUUUAUUUUUGGUACACGAUUGUGGUGGAAUUUCAACACUUGAUUGAUGGAGUGGGGGAAUUGUUACGUGGUGUUUCCCUUGGUGGUAAAAUAUUAAUAUUCACCAGCUUCCUCGGAAUGUAUGAGGGGAUCGCGUAUGGAUUUUUCGAAAGAUUCACGUUUUCAAUCAUAUUCUGUGUCGUUGGUGUUUAUCCGGUUUUCAUACUGGACUCGCACAAGAUAUCUGGAUUGAUGAAAUUUUUGUGGUUUUUCAGUUGUCUCUUCAUGUGCAUAUUCACCAAUCUCAACCCAAUAAAGACGGAGAAUUUGCUUCUAAUAAACUUGGGUGCUGCACUUGCAUUUAUUAUAAGUAUCGUGGGAUUCAAUGAAGUAGAAAAGAGGAGCUACGAUAUUGGAUUCCCACAAAAGGCUAUAACUUAUGCUCAGAUAUUCGCUAUUCCACUCAUCACAUACGCAACUGAUGUGUCGGUGGUGUCUUUACAGUCUCGAAAUGGUCUUCCUUUGUAUUCACAGAUUAUUGGCUGGGUGAUAUUUGUGACUUCACUUGUAGUGCUCCCAGUACUCCAUUCCUUCUACCCAUCAAAAGACUACAGGUUUAGAUUGUUGAUCAUAUUCAUAACUUUUGUGCCAACGUUUGUGAUUUUCACAAUAUCUUUUGAAUUGUUGUUUUAUAUUGGAUUCUCCUUGGUGUUACUACAAUGGCUUACGAUUGAGGAGCUUCUCAAGUAUUCCCAAGCGGAAAUAUUGAAGGAACAGAAAGAAACAGGAAAAUUACCCCAAGGCUACUGGGUUCAAGUGAUUAGGAUUGCUAUAAUUGGGUUUUUCUUUUUGCAAGUGGCUUUUUUUGGAACAGGUAACGUGUCGUCAAUUUCAUCAUUUUCAUUGGACUCGGUUUACCGAUUGAUACCCGUUUUCAGUCCAUUUGCCAUGGGAGCUUUGCUAAUGAUAAAGUUGAUCAUUCCAUACGUGUUGCUCUCUACAUGCUUAGGUAUCAUGAAUCAUCAAUUGGAAGUUAAACGAUUUACAAUUUCCACAUUGAUCAUAUCCACCAGCGAUAUCUUAUCAUUAAACUUUUUCUUUUUAGUGCGGACAGAAGGGUCCUGGUUGGACAUUGGUGUGUCGAUCUCAAAUUAUUGUUUGGCAAUUUUGUCGUCAUUGUUUAUGUUGAUCUUGGAGUUGGUUAGUUCGGUUAUUUUGAGUGGUGUUGAGUACAUUCAGACAGAUAAGAAGUUGGAUUACGAACCUAUUAGUCAUAGAGUGAGGAAAAAGAAAAUUACAUAG
Messenger RNA from Lodderomyces margitis, 2913 nucleotides. RefSeq names its product mannose-ethanolamine phosphotransferase (gene MCD4). Lineage: Eukaryota; Fungi; Ascomycota; Pichiomycetes; Serinales; Debaryomycetaceae. Gene Ontology annotation, biological process: GPI anchor biosynthetic process. The record is from RefSeq and is a predicted model, not a curated record. Gene Ontology annotation, cellular component: endoplasmic reticulum membrane. Bases 1 to 2913 code for a protein of 970 amino acids. Gene Ontology annotation, molecular function: mannose-ethanolamine phosphotransferase activity. The transcript has a single exon.